Melitaea cinxia (Glanville fritillary) is the source of this 2767-nucleotide messenger RNA. RefSeq names its product hexose transporter HXT8-like (gene st4). The record is from RefSeq and is a predicted model, not a curated record. Gene Ontology annotation, biological process: transmembrane transport; carbohydrate transport. NCBI's taxonomy places the organism in Eukaryota, Metazoa, Arthropoda, Insecta, Lepidoptera, Nymphalidae. The coding region runs from base 1 to 2688 and encodes 895 amino acids. Gene Ontology annotation, cellular component: membrane. Gene Ontology annotation, molecular function: sugar transmembrane transporter activity. The transcript has 8 exons.
AUGGUCUAUACUAGAAAAGUUUUUAAGGAAAGAUUGAAAUGGUGCCUAGAUAAUAAAGAACAGAUACAAAUGGACAUGAUAGCUUUACAUCAUUGUAAUAAAGACUUUGGGAAAUUCUGGAAACAAACGAGUAAACUGAAUCCCAGGUCGCGAGUUCCGUUUAAAGUAGAAUCUGUACUUGUUCCAUCGAAGGAAUAUUCAUUGAAUCUGGGAGAUGAUUCCAAGUUAGUUGAACAGGUGGUAUUUUCUGAGGUAGAGGUAAAAGCAGCUAUAAAGAGCAUAAAGCGCGGUAAAUCACCUGGACAUGACUCCCUAAGCAUUGAACAUGUACAGUAUGCGGGUGAGCAUAAUAUGUCUAAGGUACUGGCGUUGUUUUAUACUGCUUGCGUGUGUCACUCAUACCACCUACCUAGGGAAAUGAUGAGGACCCUGGUGGUACCUAUUGUGAAAAACCGUACAGGGGAUGUCUUUGAUAGACGUAACUAUAGACCCAUAUCAUUAGCCACCAUCAUUGCAAAAAUACUGGACAGUAUGCUCAGUAGACGAUUGGAUACGCAUCUAAAUCUGCAUGACGCACAGUUCGGAUUUAGACCCGGACUGUCCACUGAAAGUGCAGUGCUGUGUCUUAAACAUACUGUCCAAUACUAUACGAACAAGAACACACCAGUUUAUGCGUGUUUCCUGGACCUUUCAAAGGCCUUUGAUUUGGUGUCUUACAAUAAGCUGUGGCAUAAAUUAAAGACAGAGACCACACUACCUGAAGGCCUUAUACGUCUAUUGAAGUACUGGCACGGUAACCAGAAUAACAUUAUUAGUUGGGCGGGCUCGCUGUCGGAGCCAUACAGGCUGGAAUGUGGGGUGAGGCAGGGAGGAGUGACCUCGCCGAAGCUUUUUAGCUUUUAUGUGAACCGUCUGAUUGAGGAGCUGAGCAGCACCAAAGUCGGAUGCUCUAUAGAUGGUACAUUUGUUAACAAUAUAAGUUACGCUGACGACAUGGUGCUGCUGAGCCCUUCAAUCAAAGCCCUUAGAAAAUUAUUAGGGAUCUGUGAGAGGUAUGCAGUGGCUCAUGGCCUUAGGUAUAAUCCCGAAAAGAUCGAAAUGCUUAUAUUUAAAGCAGUGGAUGAACAGAAUGGAACAAUUGAUGCUGAAGCCGGAGUAUCACAUACGGAAAUAUCGGAUACGAAAAAUGGUCACUCAAAGAUUCUACAGCGAUUAGAAACUGUUCCAGAUAUAAAGAGAGAUACAUCUGGAAUAACUACUCAGUACAUUGCAACAGGCAUAGUUAACCUAGGAGCAUUUGCUGCUGGCGUCUGCGUUGCCUGGUCUUCGUCUGCUCUACCAUUAUUUACAUCUGGACAACUUGAGGUGGCAAGAAGUGAAGGCUUUCCGACGAAUGGCACUCAUCCAAAACUUGUGCUCACAGAGUCUGAAGCGUCCUGGGUAGCGUCGCUUCUAUGUCUCGGGGCGCUACUUGGCGCUGUACCGGCUGGACUCAUCUCCGAAAGCUUCGGCAGGAAGAAGACCCUGCUCUACCUUGCUCUUCCGUUGAUUGUGUCCUGGAUCCUGGUUGCCUCUAGUCCAAAUGUGUACGGACUGUACGUGGGUCGUUUCGUCGGUGGCAUGGCGGUCGGCGCCUUCAGCGUUGGGAUCCCUCCAUACGUUGAAGAUAUCGCUGAGAAGCAUAUUCUGCCGGCUCUUGUCAACUUCUAUCACGUACAUUUUGCGUGCGGCGUUCUCUUUGGCUAUAUUAUUGGCAUGGUUCAAAGCACAUCCUGGCUCUCAGUACUCUGCGCAAGUAUACCUGUUGCUUUCUUCAUUGCCUUCAUAUUUCUACCCGAAUCACCAACUUAUCUCAUGUCACAAGGAAAACAAGGCGAGGCCAAAGCAGCUUUGAGAUAUUUCCGAGGCAUUGACAACGAUUUGGACGCAGAGAUUAAAGCCCUGAAAGAACAAUUGAGAAGCUACGCCAAAAACAGAGUCACGUUCAAAGAACUGUUUCAAUCAAGAGCAACAUUUAAAGCGUUGAUCGUUUCAUUCGGAUUGAUGGUUUUCCAACAAAUGAGCGGAAUAUACCCUGUCCUUUUUUACGCAGAAAAGAUAUUCAAAACUUUUUCCAUUUCGUUAAAUCCUCCCGGUGCUGCCAUUAUCUUAGGUUUCUGUUUAGUAUCCUCGACAUAUUUCUCGACUAUGUUUUUGACAAAAGUCAGACGGCGUGUCUUACUAUUGAUAUCAUUUACGGCUAUGGCAAUUAGUCUAGGAAGUUUAGCUAUAUAUUACCAUUUGAAAGCAUCGAAUAUAUCACUAAAUAAUACUUGGAUGCCAUUGUUUACUCUUUGUAUAUUCGUAUCUGUGUAUGCAGCUGGAGUUGGACCUAUACCUUGGUUGAUGCUGAGAGAGAUCUUUCCACCGAAUGUGAGAAGACGUGCGACAGCCAUUACUGCUGGUUUUCAUUGGUUUUUAGCGUUCGGUGUAACGAAGCUGUACCAAAAUUUAGUAGAUAUUGUUAGACCUGGAUGGACGCUCUGGCAUUUUGCUGUUACAUGCGUUGUAGGAAUUAUUUUCGUCUAUUUCUUCGUACCUGAAACAAAGGGUAAGACGUUGGAAGAAAUACAAAACGAAUUUGAUGGAAUACACACAAGACGAAAGCAUACGCAUGUUAUAAAAGUAGAAACAGUGACAGGACCUUAGUUAAGGUUUAAUUAAUUAAAUUUUUACUUGGUAAUAUAGUAUCAGUAUUUAAAAUAAAAUGUCAAAUUUGACUUAAUCU